UUUUCUCUAAUGGAAGUCGAUGAUAUUAUUGAUGUCGUUAACAUUGAAAGUGCAGAGCAGGAAAAGGAUAAAACUGGGUCAUUAAGUGGAACCGAAGAAAAUCAAAAUUUAACUGAUGGACAGCCGUUUAUUGACCGUCUAGGAAAUAAAUGGAAUUAUUUGGGAACUGGAGCUUUUGUUGAACGCCAUUAUCCUCUAUUGGGGCUCAAAAUGUGUACAGAGACAAAGCGAUGGGCUGUUUUAUUUUGUUCUCAGCGUUUUGACAUGAAAUGUCCUUAUCAAAUGCUGCUUGUUAAAAAUAAAGGGCUGAUUUACCAAAGAUUCGAACAUUCUCAUCAAGUCACCAAAACUCCUGAACAAUUACUUAAAGGAAAGACGCCAAGUCCUAAAAAAGAUGGAGAAGAUGGACGUUUGUCACAUGAAAUGGAACUUUCUGGAUGGAAAUUAGUGGCUGAGGGUGUUUAUGACGAAGAAAAAUUGCAAGAAAAUUUGACACAACAUUUUGCUGUAAAAUACCGACCUCAUGACGAGUUGAUUUGGUACUUUAAAUGCAGAUAUACUCGUUGUAGUUAUAAAAUUCGUUGGUUUAAAAGACUUGGAGAAAUUUGGAGUUUGGGAUUACACAGCAAGCUGCAUGGAAGUGGAAGUUGUAAAAGGAAGAGACGACGAUUGAGGUUAUAAAUUUUUGAUAAAAGUUUCUGAUUUUUUUCGUUUCCACAUUUUCUGGUUUUAUUCCGAUUAUGUUAAGAGAUCUGACGCUCUUGCAAGAAAAUGUUGGUAUUUUUUCCAGGGAAUUUUUGUGUAUUAAAUAUAAUUGGCUUUUUUGGGGUGCUCAGUUCCUUCUCUUCUCAUUAACCACAAUUUGGUUCCUUUUCAUCAUUACUUGAAUUUAUUAAAUAGUGUAAGUUUUUAGAAAAGAGUUAUGUUCCCAAAGAAGCCAAAAAAAACUUGGCUUGUCUCAUAUAU
Molecule: messenger RNA, 966 nt
Organism: Meloidogyne enterolobii
Lineage: Eukaryota; Metazoa; Nematoda; Chromadorea; Rhabditida; Meloidogynidae
Source: the annotation of a GenBank genome assembly